Malassezia japonica is the source of this 1731-nucleotide messenger RNA. RefSeq lists its product as uncharacterized. Bases 1 to 1731 code for a protein of 576 amino acids. The transcript has a single exon. The record is from RefSeq and is a predicted model, not a curated record. NCBI's taxonomy places the organism in Eukaryota, Fungi, Basidiomycota, Malasseziomycetes, Malasseziales, Malasseziaceae.
AUGCCAGGGACGAUCCCGUUCGAGACGGAAUCGCCCCGGCAUUUGUCCGAGUCUUCGGUGCUUGCGCAAGAUAUGCCCGUAGUGGCCGAGACGGAGCCGUCCGCAACGGAUCCCGGUGUCGAGGACGGGACGGGCCACACAACCGAUUCCGGGCCCGAGGCACCCACGACUCCGCCCCUGUCCGGCGAGGAGGCAGCGCAUGCGCUGCCGAGCACGCGGGAGCACAAGAAGCGCACGUUCCCGCCCGAGGAGCUGAUUAUCGUGCAACCGUCGCUCAAGCGCCAGCACCACCACCCCUACAACCUGCAGAUCCAGCUGUUGAGCCGCACCGUGCGCUCCAACCCCAACAGUGAUUCGGGCCACUCGGAGAGCCGCUCGCGCAGCAACUCGGGUGCGAGUCUGCAGCCGUCGCUGGGCCUCGGGCGCUCCAACUCGAUUUCGUCGAUCCGCUCGGGCGCUUCCGACGCCUCGGCGAGCUCCUCGACGGCGACAGCGCGCCGCGCGAUCCCGCUGUACAACCUCGACUUUCACCAUAUCCGUGCGACGCACAUUCUCGAUGCGGGCACCGACCAAAACGUGGCGAAGUUCACUCGCCGCGGCGUGGAAAUCGACAACUUUGGGCUGCUCCAGCCCCAAGAAGUGGUGUACCGGCACCAGACGCGCGCGGCCUCGGGCACGUCGCCGAGCAACGUGCCAUCCGUAAACGUGUCCGAUGCCGAGGGCCCGCGCCGCAGCUUUGAGUCUGCGGCGCCGUCCGAAGCGGAGCUCGGCACGUCUCCGGACGAGCCCUCCAAGGUGCUCCGCAACAAAUUUUUCCAUCGCAUCCGGCGCCUCGGCGAUCAUUUGCGCGGCAACAAGGAGGGCGAAGGGCAGCCGACCCUCACGCGCACGCAGUCGAUCCGCAGCGUGACGCGCACCAACACCGCGCCGACGUUUGAGGCGCUGCGGCUCAACGAGCCGCAAGACGCCGCGCAUUCGCCCCUCGUUUCUGCGCCUGCGCACUCCACGCCGUCGGUGCCCCAGCUGACCCCCGGCGCGGGGAUUGCGAAUGGCAAAAUGACGACGGCGUAUUGCUGGGAGAUCAAGCGCCUGAGCCGCCCCAGCGAAGGCGAAGACGUCAACGGACACGUGCACAUUGUGCACGGUGGCAAAAUGAACCCCAUUCUGGCGCGCAUCUGGAAGCAGUUUAAUGUACACAACCGCGCCGGUCACGCCGUGCCUCCGCCGCCCCCGCACACGAUCUUGGUGCGCUUUGAGUGGGUGCGCGAGUACGAUGUGCCGACGUCGCCCGGAAGCGAUACGACGGGCCUUCCCCGCUCCGAGUCGCGCUCGCCGCGCAGCUCGCCAACGCGCACGCUCGUCCCCGACGGCGAUACGACGCCAGUGGCAGAGCGCAAGCGCCAGGUGAGCGGCGACCAAACCUCGACGUACGGCCGGCGUACGUCGGAAUCCAGUGAUGUGGAAGCCGAGAUGCAAUAUGCCCCUUGGACGUGUUAUCUUGUUUUGGACGAUGCUACACGUAUUCCCGUCGGCCAGCUGACGCCGGCGCCCCACCACCCGCUGGUGGUGUGCCAGCUGAAGUUGCCGAACCCCCUCCCCGAUCUGCGGCACAGCGGACUGGGUCCGGACGGCCGCGGCUUCUCGCGCGAGGAGCUGCGUGACAUUGUCGUCACGACCUCGGUCCACCUGGUAAUCCGCGAGUCGCUGGGCAGCCUGCAGGCCGCGCCCUAA